UGUGGAAAGCCCUUGAUAAACAUAGUUUAUGAGUCCACACAAUGAAUCAUCAAACUGGUCCCUGCUGACUCUUACAACAAGAGCAGUAACUGACACCACAGCUCACUCCAAACCAAAUUUUGGCACUUCCUCCCUUGUUCCUUGAGAUUCAGCUACACUUGAUGGUUGCAAAAUCCCUGUGCUAUGACUUCGAGUGGUCCCAACGGGAAGUGAUUGAUUAUAAAACAUGUGAACUCUGUAGGAAACUUUCCAGUGCUAAAAAAACCCAACACACUGGUUGAUCUGAGCCGGCACACAACUGCUGGCUGAAGGGAGGCAGCACUCCUGCGUGGGGCAUGCACUAAGGCAUGUGACAGUCCCCCAGCCUGCUGCUCCUCCGGCCAAAUACGCCGUCCCCGGGACUCUGGUGUGGAUAUGGGCAUCUGGUGGGUCGCCGUGGUCUCCACUCUCCUGGUUUGGUGCUGCAAGGGAUCCUCAGCUCACCAGCUCUCAGUCGACCCCCCACAAGAUCUUCAGAUAGUUGACCCUGGGCUCCUAGGGCAUCUCUACAUGCAGUGGGAGCCCCCGCUUUCCCUGGAGACCUUCAAACAAUGUACAGUAGUGUACAAGCUAAAAUACUGCAACGCCGGCGAUACGGACUGGAAGGUUAUCUUUACCAAGAAAUUAAAAUAUGCAGACAGUUUUGACCUCAACCGGCCCGUGGAAGCAAAGGUGCAGACACUGCUGGAAGGGCCCUGUGCCAAUGGAUCAGAAGUGCAAAGCGAAUGGACUCACGCCAGCUUCCAGCUUCCUGCACAAGGCGCGCUGGAGUCGCGGAUCCAGGACUUCCACUGCGUCUACUACGACUGGGAGCAUCUUCGCUGUACCUGGCAGCCGGGCCCGCAGGCCCCUCCCGGGGCCCGUUACGAGCUGUAUUAUUGGUACGCUGGGCUGGGUGGCCCGGCACAGUGCCACGACUACGUCUGGACGCGGGGGAAGGCCACGGGCUGCCAGCUGUCGAACCUGAGGCAGGCGGAGUACCUGGACAUCACCGUCUGCGUGAACGGGUCGGCGGAGCCUGCGCGGCUGCAACCUGCCUACUUCGUCCUCCAGAUUAAGAACCUAGUAAAACCUCCUCCUCCUGAACGGCUGGUGCUUUCCAUGUCUGCUUCCAAGGAAAUUCACAUGCAGUGGAGCUCUCCCGAAGGAGGAACCCCCCCCGAGUGCCUGGAGUAUGAGGUGCAGCUCCAGGGCUCGGGCAGCCACGCGGACGCUGCCUGGUCGUCUGUGUCCACCCAGCUGGAGACUAGCUUUAUCUUCUCCCAGGCCAACGGGACUCACUUGUCCUGCGUCCGCGUCCGCGGGAGAACAAACAUCUUCUGUGCCGACCAGGGCUUCUGGAGCGACUGGACGCAGGAAUGCUUUUAUGUGCCCAGGAAAGACGAAAAGCAGCUAUUCAUCCUCGUUGCGGUCGUCUUGAGCUUCUUCAGUGUCGUCCUGGUGAUCGUCUUUGCUGUGCACCGCAAGAAGAGAUCGCUAGCAGCAGAAAAACUGCAGCCACCAAUGGGAUGCUAACGGUGCUGGCGGGACCCCAGCACAGCUCGUGGGAUGGACGGCUUGGAGAACCUCAGGCCAGGAGCAGACCCGAACUUUGCAAGUCCUUCAGAGGGCUUUUCUACUUUCUUCCCUUUACGACGUUGUCAUGGCAUGAAAACGCAAGAGUCCCAGGAGCAGGUCAGAGGAGAGGAGCCUCUAAACUGACAUUGGAGUAAUUUCUUCUGAAUAAUGUGGCAAGGGUGGAAAAGCAGCCCAUAAAGGAGGCAGGGGAUGCUGCCAGCGGUUGUGCUUCGUGCCCUAUAAGACUGUGCGGAAACGUGGGUCGCGCAGUGGAGAUGGUGAAUGCAGAUUUCGAGUCUGGAGGCUGUCACGUGAAAUGCUGCGGUGUCUCGAUGCAACUGCCCGCUGUCCAGCACGUUCCCUGAUAGCUCCUCCGCCCUGUUCUCUGCACAUCUGGUCUGCUCAUAGGUUUCGUUGAAGCUCGGUGUUCACAAGCCAUUGCCCCAGGCCAUCUGCCGCUCCCCAGCUGUUUGCCAAGGUGGAUUGAGAGGUCUGGUGCAAUUGGUUGUGACCCUGAACCGCUGGUUCAUGAGCCAAAUGGGUCCUGGGCCUCCACUGCCAAAGGUCAGCAAGGGAGGAAGACCGGACGCUGGACCCAGAAAGCAACGCUCUCCCAAAGGCUCCUAGAGCACGAGGACACUCAGCCCAAAGAAGCAUCCAGCUGAUGAAAUGUGUGACCUGCUACGUGGAGUAGACAUGCCAUAAUCAUGAUGCUCCGGUUAAAUUCGUCACCAACGCUGGGGUGAAUUCUGCAGAAACACCAUCCAGUGCUUAACUGCACCGCCCAUAAAUGAAUAGCCCGGGGCAGGGUCUUUGCUGUCCAGUGAAUGCAUCUUUUGGCCCUGGUGUUUGCAUCACGGGGUGGAUUUUCACCGAGGGGGGAAAAGCAGAUCUGGUUGGUGGUGAGCUGAAAUUCACGGCGCUGUGCUAAUCCAGCUGGAAAAGGACCUUUCACACCUCUUUUGAGGGCCAUCGAGAUAUCCCCGUGCUGCCCAGGCUCCAAGCGAAAAGUGAGUUGGGGAAUGAAUGAAUAUGGAGCGAGGCAAAAGCUCGCGGGCAGCGUGCAGGCUGGACAAGGAGGAUGCCAUCGUGUUUGCAGGUCGAGCUUUAAACCUCAGCCAGGACUGUGCCUGUGACUCACUUCCUCGACUGGGUGGUGAACGGGGUUGGCGGCCGGAGCCAGAAGGAAGGGUAGGGCUAAAGCCUGGCGCAUAAUUGCUUUUUAAAUCAGUCAAUAAGGCUUAUGAGCUGACAGCGGAGGGACUGACUAUGCGGGGUUGAGUCCUGAGACAAAGGAGGUGAAAGCAGAUGUAGCGCCAGGGGUGGAAUGGGAAACCAAUCCCGGAGAAGCCGUGAUCUGUACUGCGGAGGCUUUUUGGCUUCGGGACAGCUCUUAAACAUGCCGACAGACUGAGCCAUGCCAGAGGACUGAUUGCUCAAAAGUAAACACGCUACUUCCUUUCUUACUCGGCUUGUCGCGUGUGAAACAGGUGAGCGUGCUAACGGUGGCUGGAGCCAGCCAGCCAGCACACAUGCCCACGCACAAGGAGCUGUGCACGCGCGUGGGAGUGUAGACAACUGGCCACUGGGACCCCAGACCACUGCCUGGGCCCUGAGUAAAUGAGGCGCCACAUUGCACGUGGCCAUUAGAGACGUGUUGCUUGUCGUUUGGGCCCUUAGACGGUCAACACACCACUGCUAUGGACAGACUGGGGCCAGAUGACGACCUGGCCGAGCGCUGCAAGAUGUGUGCGGAUGUGCCCUGCAAGUGACUGGCAGACUAGCUCGUUAGCACUGUGUUCCCCCAGAGCUAAUGAGUCCUGCUCGAGUGAUGUACAUCGGCCUUUGCGGGCUGGCAACUGGUGACACGUCCUGCAUGGCCAAGGCUAUGCGGGCAUGCCAAGGGCGAAGAUGGAUUUAACGUGCUUCCAGGGUACAUGCACAGCGGUGCAAUUGUUUCCAUUCCUUUCCAUUCAUUUACCCAAGAAUGGAGAAAAUAUCAAGAAAACAUGAGCCACAACCAAUGUCAGGCAGCAGGUGGCUGAGUUUGGGGCUCUGACUCCCCCGUAUGACGCAGGCACACCAAGGAAGUCACCACGACCUUUUGAAAGAACAAGUUUGAUGACACAACUUAGCAUUCAAAUGGGUUGGAAAAGCUAAAUGUGGACUGUAAACACCUCCAAGCUCGGCAGCGUCCGGCUCGGGGGGGGGUUGACUCUCCGGUGAUGCAAUCUGGCUCUGACUCCUGCCAAAGCCCUGUGAAGGGCCCCAAAAUGCAGCCCUCCUUUGCUAGUCUCAACAUCAAGUAUUGCACCUUCUGGACAGAAAAAGGCUCCGGUCUCUUAAAGAUAAUUUAUCAGCAUUGUUGCAUCUGUUUCAUUCCUGGUACUUCUGUUACUGCCUGGGUGUUUCCUUGCUACCCUAAGUUAUCGUACAUACUAAAUUAAUAAACUAAUUUCCCACAAAAAUCAA
Messenger RNA from Gavialis gangeticus (Gharial), 4068 nucleotides. RefSeq names its product interleukin 13 receptor subunit alpha 2 (gene IL13RA2). The transcript has 10 exons. Gene Ontology annotation, biological process: cytokine-mediated signaling pathway. Lineage: Eukaryota; Metazoa; Chordata; Crocodylia; Gavialidae. The coding region runs from base 415 to 1554 and encodes 379 amino acids. The record is from RefSeq and is a predicted model, not a curated record. Gene Ontology annotation, cellular component: external side of plasma membrane. Gene Ontology annotation, molecular function: protein binding; cytokine receptor activity.